Molecule: messenger RNA, 354 nt
Organism: Prunus armeniaca (apricot)
Lineage: Eukaryota; Viridiplantae; Streptophyta; Magnoliopsida; Rosales; Rosaceae
Source: the annotation of a GenBank genome assembly
AUGGAAUCUUUGGAAAAAGGCAAUGUAAUAUUCAAAGCCAAAUUGGUAGCCAAAGGCGAUGCUCAGAAGGAAGGCAUUGACUACAAUAAGCAUGAUAAUUCUAUUGCUCAAUAUGUUGUUGGAUAUGUAGAUUUUGAUUACACAGGUGAAUUGGACAAGCAUAGGUCCACUACUCUUGUUGGAGGUCUAGUAUGUUGGAGAUCGAUUUUGAAAUCUACAAUUGCAUUCUCGACUACUGAGGCAGAAUACAUGGCAGUAACAAAAGCUAUAAAGGAAGCCAACUGGCUUCAAGGGUUGCUUGAUGACUACUUAGGGGUUCAACAGGACCAUGUGGAUAUUCAUUGUGACAGUUAG